Messenger RNA from Girardinichthys multiradiatus, 1925 nucleotides. RefSeq names its product ras-related protein Rab-26. The record is from RefSeq and is a predicted model, not a curated record. NCBI's taxonomy places the organism in Eukaryota, Metazoa, Chordata, Actinopteri, Cyprinodontiformes, Goodeidae. Bases 345 to 1097 code for a protein of 250 amino acids. Gene Ontology annotation, cellular component: endosome; Golgi apparatus. Gene Ontology annotation, molecular function: GTPase activity; GTP binding. The transcript is spliced from 9 exons.
UUUUGGACUGAAAAUCGUGCUUUGCAUGAAAAGCCAAAGCAUAUUUUGAUAUUUUGGUCCUGAGGAAAUUAUCAUGAUUGUAUGAGAGAGAGAGAGAGAGAGAGAGAGAGAGAGAACAUCCGUCAGUUUUCUACUAUCCAGCUGCACCAGCGGGACGACAACCGCCCCUGCUCAGAGCUCUGACGCUUUCUUUUCACGCACAGCAAUGAUGCUGACGCACAGAUGAACUUCUCUUUCCUCAACAGCUGCAACUUAACGUGGGGUAAAGUCGUUUUCUAUCCAACCCGAAACUUCACGCUCUCCUCUCUUUAAGCUUAAAACUUCAUUCCAAGUCUACCAGAGCCAUGUCCAGGAAGAAGGCAGCGAAGGGCAAAGUGAGCUCCAAGAGCCCAAAGGCGUCUCCGAGCAGCGGGCGGACAGCGAAAGGUCUCGUCGCCGCCGGCGCCCCGUCCUCGGCGCUGGUCUACCCGAGCAGACCGUCCAUCAGCAGUAGCGGCGAGUUUUACGACAUCGCUUUCAAGGUGAUGCUGGUGGGGGAUUCAGGUGUGGGAAAGACCUGUCUGCUGGUUCGUUUUAAGGAUGGAGCCUUUUUAGCUGGGAGUUUCAUCUCUACUGUUGGCAUCGAUUUCAGGAAUAAAGUCAUGAGCAUCGACAGUUUCAAGGUCAAAUUGCAGAUUUGGGACACAGCUGGUCAGGAGCGUUUCCGCAGCGUAACUCAUGCCUAUUACCGUGAUGCCAACGCUCUGCUGCUUCUGUAUGAUGUCAACAACAGAACAUCCUUUGACAACAUCAGGGCAUGGCUGACAGAAAUUCAUGAGUACACCCAGCAAGACGUGGUUGUCAUGCUGCUGGGCAACAAGGCUGACUCCACACAUGACAGGGUGGUGAAGCGAGAGGAAGGCGAAAAACUGGCAAAGGAGUUUGGAGUACCCUUCAUGGAGACCAGUGCUAAAUCGGGACUGAAUGUGGAGCUGGCCUUCACUGCUGUGGCCAAAGAGCUGAAGCACCGGACCAUGAAGGAACCUGACGAGCCAAAGUUUCAGCUACAGGAGUAUGUUGACAAAGAAAUGAGGGUUGCUGGGUGCUGCCGGUCCUAGACCACGUGCUGUGUGUUUAUCAUGUUUGUACUGAAGGCAAAUAAGGAUAUUAUUAUUAAACUACACAAUAAGCUAGAGUAUGUGUGUGCCUGGGAAUGACCCUGAAACACACUUACUGUCUUGGUGAUUACAAGGCCAACCUGCUCUCCCAUAACCCACCCAUCUGCUGCAACUGUGAAUGUAAAAUAACUCCUGUCCACAUGCAUGUCCACACACACGUUUCAGCUCAGUUCACUGCCUGCAGAAUUUAUGUUGCCAAGAUUUUCUUGUGUACAUAUUUUAAAAAUAAUUUAGAUUUAAAGUUUUGGGAGCGUUGUGGUUUGGUAAAGCAUUGAAACAGAAUUAGGUGUCAAUAAUGUUGGACAGUUUAACAAAUCAACCUUAGGAAAGCAAAAAAAUGAACUAAUCUCAUCAAAUUUAUGACAGUGAUGAUGCAGCUAAUGCAAGUUUCUAAAGUCACUCUGUUCUCUUGUAUAGUAUAUAAUGUGUUUUAUUAAUGUCUGUGAAACUUGAUCUGAGCAUCCGUCCUUAUAUAUGCUCUACAUUGCAGAUGUUAAGAUGUGAUACGUUUUAAGCACUAAAUAACAUUCAGUUUCUCUUAACAACACGAAAUAUAAAGAACCACAUCAUCAGCAAAAGACUGUACUCUGCACUUUAUCACAAAAACAUAGAGGAGUGGGUGUUUUUCCUGAGAUGUUUAAUUUAUUUAUGAUGAUUAAAAAUGCUAUCACAGUUUUUUUUAUGAUUGUGAAAUGCUCUACUUCAAAGUACAUAAAAUGGGUAUUCUGUGUAAAGGUUCACUCUAAUAAAAAUGUCUGAUUAAAAGCC